AUGGAAGACGUAAUCAGCCUGGACAACCUGUUCCUCCUCAACACUAAUAACGAUGAUGAAAACAUAAACCUGAGGCUGGCAGACAAGGGAAUGGCGAUGAAGAACCUCGACAGCGGCGCAAUCACCACAAUAAAGAAAGAUGACAUUCAUAGAAUAGAAUUGUACCGUGGCACGCGUCUGUACAGCAUGAGAAUCACCACAAAGACGAAAAUAUUCAACAUCAACAACAUUCUGGAAGAGAAGAUCGAGGAGAUCAAGAAGGUGUGCGGCCAUUGGUAUUCAAUAAAUGUGUACGUGAAACCACUGGAGAUAGUGGACACAACGAAAGGAAAAGUUACGUUUUCGGAUGAUUAUUUGGAGUACAGAACCGACAAAUUAAUAUUUGAUGUUUCGUUGAAGGACAUUGUAAGCGUUUGCAGCGUUAAGAAUGAGGCGGUUUUAGGUUUUGAUUGUGAUAAAGAAUUUGACGGGGUGAUUGAGAUGAGACUGGGUGUUCCAGAUGAAAAUUUUGUGAAGAAUUUGAGAGAACGCAGUGAAAUUGGACAGGUAAAGAGCAUUAUAGCGUUUGAGACCCUCAACAACGUGUCACCAAGAGGUAAAAGCGACUACAUCUUUAGCGAGAAUUACAUAAGAGUGCUCGGAAGAACGUACGAACAUAAAGUGUUGUACAGUUCUAUCAAAAGAAUUGUGGUGUUGGAACAGGAGAAGGUCGUUAAUAUCAUCAUCAACGUUGAUCCGUCGAUCAAACAAGGACAGACACGAUACAAUUUCAUAAAUCUGCUCUUUGAGAAGGGAAUUGUGGAGGACUUUGAGGUAGAGCUUGACGAUGAUCUGCGAUCAAAAUAUCCCACAUUGAAAGAGAAGUACACCGGUGAGCUUCACGAAACUUUUAUAGAAAUAAUUGAGUUGUUUACAAGGCAAAAGGUGCAGGUGAGUGAAGGCUUUAAGACCAAAGCCAACCAGAUAUUUCUCAGCUGCGCACUGCGUGCGCUGGAGGGUCUUCUGUUUCCGAUAGCUGAUGCAGUUAUUUUCUUGCCGAAGGUGAUUUACAUGCCACACCGUGAGAUACGGUUGGUUGAGUUUUAUCGUGUUGACGUGAGCGUGAUGACAAGCAAGUCGUUCGAUAUGAAAAUAAUAACAUAUGACACGGCUUACCUGUUUUCCAGCAUUGAUAAGGACGAGUUUGGUGCUCUUGAAAAGUAUUUUAGCGACUGCAACGUUGAGAUACGUGUGGAGAUUGUUGAGAAUGAGAUACCACCUGAGGAAGAGGACGAUACAACAGAAAUUGAGGAAGAGCCAAGUGUAGAAGCAGAUGAGUCUGAUGUUUAAAUUAAAUACGAUAUGUUGAGUUUUAAUGU
Vavraia culicis subsp. floridensis is the source of this 1358-nucleotide messenger RNA. RefSeq lists its product as uncharacterized. Gene Ontology annotation, cellular component: FACT complex; nucleus. Gene Ontology annotation, molecular function: DNA binding; nucleosome binding; histone binding. The record is from RefSeq and is a predicted model, not a curated record. The transcript has a single exon. Bases 1 to 1329 code for a protein of 442 amino acids. NCBI's taxonomy places the organism in Eukaryota, Fungi, Microsporidia, Pleistophoridae.